Molecule: messenger RNA, 1131 nt
Organism: Vanderwaltozyma polyspora DSM 70294
Lineage: Eukaryota; Fungi; Ascomycota; Saccharomycetes; Saccharomycetales; Saccharomycetaceae
Gene: GCD14
Product: tRNA 1-methyladenosine methyltransferase subunit GCD14
Exons: 1
Coding region: 1-1131 (376 amino acids)
Biological process (GO): tRNA methylation
Cellular component (GO): tRNA (m1A) methyltransferase complex; nucleus
Source: RefSeq, a predicted model, not a curated record
AUGACCUGCUUUACCGAAUACAAAGAUCUAAUACAAGAAGGUGACCUAACUCUAAUAUGGAUUUCAAGAAAUAACAUUAGAGCUGUUGUUAUGAAGGCUGGUGAAAACUUCAAUACUAGAUAUGGUUCAUUUCCACAUAAUGAUAUGAUUGGGAAACCUUACGGUUCUCAAAUUGCCAUUAGAACUAAAGGUUCAAAUAAGUUUGCGUUUAUUCAUGUCCUACAACCUACGCCUGAAUUAUGGACUUUAUCUUUACCACAUAGAACUCAAAUUGUUUAUACUCCAGAUUCUUCGUAUAUUAUUGAAAGAAUGAAUUGUGGUCCUAAUGCAAGGGUGAUUGAAGCAGGUACUGGUUCUGGUUCAUUCUCUCAUGCAUUUGCAAGAUCAGCUCAAAAAUUAUUUACUUAUGAAUUCCAUCAAGUUAGAUAUGAGCAAGCAUUGGAAGAAUUUAAAGAUCAUGGUAUAUUAGGCGAUGCUUCUAAAUAUGGUGAAAAUGUUACUAUUACUCAUAGAGAUGUCUGUGAAAAUGGAUUUAGAAUUAAACAAAAUGAUACUACUUCAUUUGAGUUUGGUGAAGAUGAGGAAAUUGAAGCUAAGAUAAAUGCCAAUGUCAUUUUCUUAGAUCUUCCGGCUCCAUGGGAUGCUAUUCCUAAUUUAAAUGAUGUCAUAGCAAGUGAUGAAAAGGUUGGACUAUGUUGUUUCUCCCCAUGCAUUGAACAAGUUGAUAAAACCCUUGAAGCCUUGGAAAAGUAUGGUUGGACUGAUGUUGAAAUGGUAGAAGUCCAAGGGAAACAAUACGAAAGUCGUAGACAAAUGGUUAGAACUUUGGAUGAUGCUCUAAACAGAUUAAAAGAUAUUAAAUCACAUAAAUUGGAAGGUGUUGAGAGACGUAAAAGACUUUUGAAUGAAACUAUAAACGAGUCAUGUGGAAUUGAUGAUGGGUCUGUAGAUGAUAAAAGACCUAGCACUGGUAAGACAAAGUUCAAUCCUUUUGGGAAGGGAUUCAGAGUUAAAGAAGGUGAUAAAGAAUUUAAGUGGAAAGAUGUGACAAAAGUUGAGUCAGAGAUUAAAUCACAUACAUCUUAUUUGACAUUUGCAUCAAAAAUUGUAAAAAAAGAUAGAUUGGCCUGA